GAUUAUGUUGGAUUAUGGCCGAGGUGUUCCGAUUUGGUCAAUCUAAUUAGACAGAACGAAAAUAGCAAUUUCGGAAAAUAAGAAUAGCAAAACAGUAUACUGUGUCAUCGUCAACACGAGUGGCAAGCAGCAAGGACACAUUUUUGCUGGACAGAUUUUUCAUUAAAUAUGGAAUUCAAAAUUCUGUACGUAGUUUUACUGCUUGUGCUUGGAUUUGAAGGGACGGAUUCGCGUGUGAAUAGGAACCCUGUUCCACAUGAAACUGGACACCCAGGCUACGAUGAUCGUCGCUUCCGGAUAUUUAGUGAAACAGAUCAAUACCAACCAAGUGGGGGGAAAGCAUCGAGAGUCAGGGCAUGCGUUGCCGCUCCUGCCGCAGCGCUUAAACGACUUCCAACGCCAAAGGGUGCAACACGUACUCGACAGGUCCUUUAUUAUAAGACAUUGCAACCACUAGAGCAACCACUAGAGCAACAGCGCCACCACUUAUCAGUUUCGUUGGGUUCCCGCCGGCAAGUUGCGCAAGCUUUGCCACUUGCUCCAGUGCUUAUUCAAACUCCACCUACACCAGAACCGCAUGAAAUGGUUGACGAUUUACCAGAACCAAACCUGUGUUAUUGAAACAGGAAGAUACAUCGGGGACGAGGUGGGGAGCUCCGGCAGACUUGAAUGUGUCAGCAACCUGUGGAACUUUGACACAUUAAUUUAUUGGAGUAAUUCAAAUGUUGUUAAGAUAAAAUCAUUGUUAAAUCCUAUAAGUAGUAAUGCAUGCAACAAUCCGUUAUACAUAUCCUGUGUUUCGUCUUCAUACUUAUUGACUCGAGCUCUUUUAUUAAUCUUGACAUGCAUAUUUGCGUUUGUCAAUUUCCUUGUGUGUUUGCAUAUUAUGAGAAAUAGUUUUAUAUGAAUGGCUUAAAUCAAAGGAUCUUGCUGUCUGGUCUGUUCUAUUCCAGAAGGGUUUUGCUUUCUUUAGCUUAGAGAUGAAUACAUUGUGUACACCAUUGCAUGUUGAAGUCAUCAAGUCUCCUUUUACAAUUCAUUUUAUACAGUUUCAGUGUGUGUAUACCACGUGAUAAAUUACGUCAUAUAUGCUACAUCAGAAGGCAUUUUGCUUAAAAGGAAAACUUAUUUCACAAUUUUAAAUGAAAAAAAUGGCAGUAUAUGCCGCGUAAAGAGCCACGCCUUCGUUUUAUUACCGGAUAAGGUUUACAAACCUGUCUACAAAAUAAUGUUUUGACAGUGUCAGACGGCCGUAUUGUGAAAACGGUUUGUCGAAGUGUAACUUCACUCUCAAUCAAACAGGUAAAAGACCGAAUGCGAGGCUCUGUAAGCGGCGUAGACUGUGCUAUGGUUCAUUUAAAAUGGUGAAUAAAUAGGAAAGUUAUCUUUGUUUAAAGUCUUCAUUUGAAGCAAAAUAUUGCCUUCCGAGGUAGCAUUUAUGACGCAAUUUAUCACGUGGUAUACACACACGGAGUAUAUAUGUUAUGAGUUCCUCGGAUGGGCUAGUAGAACUAACAUUCAGAGGGACAUAUUGAUUUUAAUUGAAACAUUAAACAUGAAACGGACGCGAUUGUCCGUCUCGGA
Molecule: messenger RNA, 1584 nt
Organism: Mya arenaria
Lineage: Eukaryota; Metazoa; Mollusca; Bivalvia; Myida; Myidae
Exons: 5
Coding region: 169-621 (150 amino acids)
Source: RefSeq, a predicted model, not a curated record